CUCGUUUUCAAACGCGUCCCAUUCAAGACCGAAUGGAUCGAGUACCCCAACAUCGCGAAGCGCAUGGAGGAACUCGGCGCCCCACCCGCCUCCACUGAUCCAAACGCCAUCCUGAAGUACACCCUGCCCGUCAUCUACGACCCCAACCAAAAUUGGCGCACUGGGACAGCCUCGGCGACGCAUGGCGCUGGCCUCCACCGCUCCAUCCAUUCUCAACGACGCGAGCUUGCC
Messenger RNA from Coniophora puteana RWD-64-598 SS2, 231 nucleotides. RefSeq lists its product as uncharacterized. The transcript has 2 exons. The annotation marks the transcript as partial. The record is from RefSeq and is a predicted model, not a curated record. Lineage: Eukaryota; Fungi; Basidiomycota; Agaricomycetes; Boletales; Coniophoraceae.